Messenger RNA from Dreissena polymorpha, 852 nucleotides. Its product is annotated as galactose-binding lectin-like. The transcript is spliced from 5 exons. The record is from RefSeq and is a predicted model, not a curated record. The coding region runs from base 1 to 852 and encodes 283 amino acids. NCBI's taxonomy places the organism in Eukaryota, Metazoa, Mollusca, Bivalvia, Myida, Dreissenidae.
AUGGGGAUCGUUACGUCUGUCGCGUCUAAACGGCGUAUGAUGGAAAGGGAAAAGAGCCAUUCCCCCUCCCCCAAGACCCCGUUUGUGACAUUUGUAAUUAAGCAUUUGUCUAGCGGAAGGUUCAUCCAUCCAAGGGGCGGUUGGAGUAACCCUUGCAACGGAACUACCCUGGACCUGCAUAGCGACACGCAUGACAGAAUGCACUGGCGAUUUGUGCUGGUGGUAGAUCACUGGGGAUACAUUGAGCACGUGGCAAUUGGCAAGAUCAUACACCAGAGGGGAGGGAGUUUGAAACCUUGGAACUGCACAGACCUGGUAGUCCACAGUUCUAGGCAUUGGGGAGCGCUCUUUGCUCUCGACGGUAACAACCAUCACGUGAUUCACAAGGGAGGAAAGUUUGCACAUCCAAAAGGUGGCAGACCAGAUGCAGGAAACCAUACAACUGUUAACCUUCACAGUGAUGAGCACGCAGCCAUGAAGUUUGGAUUUUUCUCGCCCAGCAAUCUGAAUACAGAGGUGCUUGUUUACGGCUACCCAAAAAUGAUCGGAAAGUGGAAAAUCAUCCAUAUGGUUCUAAAUCCGUCGGCAGAGCAUACGUUUACACUGAUGGUCAAAGUUGGCAAGUCCAAGACUGAGAGCAGAACAUGCGGAUUUGAGUACAUGAAACCUGGUCAAACAGUGGUCACUUGGCAGUGGGUGCUUGACGUGGAGCAAAACGAGAACAAGUCUGUAUACCAGAGCAACCUUCUAGCCGACACCGGAAGUGAGACCGAGGUACCCAGGGAACUGCAGUACAAGGUCGAAACAGGACAUGAUAUGGAAACUCGCGUUAAACGCCUUAGUGUUGAAUAG